AUGGCCGACGCAAUGAAUGCCACCCCCCAGAGUAUGGAGUGUCCUGUUUGUAUUUCUAUCUACACCGAUCCCAAGAUUCUGUCUUGUUCUCACACUAUCUGCAAGACUUGCCUGGACAAGCUCUUGGGGUGCCAUGGUAACUGUCAGAUCCGAUGCCCUUUCUGCAGAGCUGUAACUCAGGUCCCAAACGAAGAUGUUGGCAAACUACAGUCAAAUCUUGCUUUGAUGAAUAUGAUAGAGGACAUGAAGUGUCAUCAGGAGCCUGUCUUGAUUUGUGGAUACAAUGGCAAGCCCAGUGAUCUUGUUUACCUCCAAAGCUGUGGAAAGUAUGUUUGCACCACUUGUCUUAGAGCGCCCCUUGAAGACUUCAGCGGUCAUGGCGUCAGAACUAUAUCAAAAAUAUCACGCAGAUACUGUAAAUGCAGAAAGCAUCCGGAGGAAGAUGAGAAGUGUUUCUGUUCUAGCUGCAGGAGAUUCAUAUGCUUAAGAUGUGUUGAUAUAGAACAUAAAGACGAAGGGCACCAGGUCAUCGAGGCAACUGCUUAUGAGAGCAGACACAUGAAAAGUAUUGAGGACCUGAAAUCAAAGGUGGACAAGAAACGGUCAUGCUUACAGAAGUACAUUGAUUUCAUAGACAAACAGAUGAAGAGCGUUGACAACGCUAAGAAACAGUGUACCAGUGACAUCAACAAAGCAUACAAAGAAGCAGUCCGGCAGUUGACAGAGAAGAGAGAUAGCCUACUAAGAGAAGUCGAUGACAGGACUGAAGGAGUAGAGAAAGAAAUGGAAUGCAUGAAGACCACGGCUAAGAAGCAAAUCAAUCAGUUGACGACCAUUGCUGAGAUGGUAACCAAAAGAACAAAGAUACCGUUUGAUAUGGAUACUCUGGCUGCACACGACACUCUAUGUGAAGAGUUACGGGAGAUCAUUGAUCAAAAGAAUCCUGACUACGAGCAGCCGAGGAAAUUACGCAAUAAGGGGAAAAGUGUAAGUUUUGAGAGAAGCAUUGGAGGGGAUGAGCUAUGCCUUGGGAAGAUUGUCAAUGAAGUUAAAAGGAAGAUGGCUUUCUCAGCUUAUAAGGUUUUACGUGUAAGCAACUUUGCUUUGCCUUCUAAGGAUAGCAUGAACACCAUGGUAAAUACGCCAGAUGGUAGGAUUGCAUUAGGAUGUCACACAGGGGGCGUGAAUAUCUUCUCUGCAGGUGGUAUGCUCCAGCAGACAGUUCUGAAGGAUCGAAAGGUUCGUGGGAUAGGGUUCCUCUCUGAUCGUCAUUGUGUAGUCAUCGAUACUUCAAACAGUAUUACACUGUACACACCAUAUUAA
This is a messenger RNA of Lytechinus variegatus (green sea urchin), 1323 nucleotides long. RefSeq names its product tripartite motif-containing protein 2-like. Gene Ontology annotation, cellular component: nucleoplasm; chromatin. Gene Ontology annotation, biological process: positive regulation of DNA-templated transcription. The record is from RefSeq and is a predicted model, not a curated record. Gene Ontology annotation, molecular function: zinc ion binding; ubiquitin-protein transferase activity. The transcript has a single exon. Bases 1 to 1323 code for a protein of 440 amino acids. Lineage: Eukaryota; Metazoa; Echinodermata; Echinoidea; Temnopleuroida; Toxopneustidae.